Molecule: messenger RNA, 1553 nt
Organism: Ipomoea triloba (trilobed morning glory)
Lineage: Eukaryota; Viridiplantae; Streptophyta; Magnoliopsida; Solanales; Convolvulaceae
Product: shikimate O-hydroxycinnamoyltransferase-like
Exons: 2
Coding region: 35-1432 (465 amino acids)
Molecular function (GO): acyltransferase activity, transferring groups other than amino-acyl groups
Source: RefSeq, a predicted model, not a curated record
CUCCUUCUCACCACAUAGCUUAGAGAGAGAAAGCAUGGUUGCUAAGAGAGAUUUGAGUGUAAGAGUGGUGAAGAAGGAGGCGGUGACGGCGGCGCUGCCAAUGCAACACCAUUGGUUGCCGCAGUCCAACCUGGACUUGCUGCUGCCGCCGCUCAGCUUCGGCGUUUUUUUCUGUUACCAAAAGCCCAAAUUCACGGUGGGUUCCGUUUCCGGCGUUCUCAAGGCGGCGCUGGCGGAGGCCUUGGUCUCCUACUAUGCGCUCGCCGGCGAAGUGGUGCAGAACGCCGGCGGCGAGCCGGAGCUUCUCUGCAACAACCGCGGCGUGGAUUUUGCAGAAGCGGUGGCGGAUGUGGAGCUCAGUGAACUCAACCUUUACAACCCGGACGAGAGCGUGGAAGGGAAGCUCGUUCCCGGCAAGAAACACGGCGGCGUUCUUGCCGUCCAGGUUACAGGACUGAAAUGCGGAGGAGUGGUGGUGGGCUGUUCCUUUGACCACCGCGUGGCCGAUGCCUAUUCGGCCAACAUGUUCCUCGUAUCGUGGUCCGAGGUAGCUCAGGCCAAGCCGUUGUCUCAGCUCCCCUGUUUCCGGAGGUCUUUUCUCUUUCCUCGCCGUCCCGGCCACUACGAUCUUUCCGUCGACGCCAUGUAUACGCUAAUCUCAUCCCUGCCGCCCCCGACAGCGGCGGCGGAGCCCGAAGCCCUGCAAACUGAUGAACAAAGCGUGAUAAGUCGCAUAUACUAUAUAGAGUCGGACGAAAUCAUUCGCAUCCAAUCACUAGCCAAUUCCCAGAAAGGCAGCGCAAAACAUCAUCGGAUUACAAAGCUGCAAGCAUUCUCGGCCUUCCUAUGGAAAACAAUUGCCGCCGGAAUGUGUAAAGAUCACAACUUUAAGAAUUUGAAACUGGGGGUUGUGGUUGACGGGAGGGCUAGAUUGAUCGACGGAGACGAAAAGAAGGCUGAACUGUUAAAGGGUUACUUCGGGAACGUUCUUUCGAUCCCAUUUGGCGACAGAAAGAUGGAAGAUUUGCAGGAAAAGCCGUUGAGUUGGGUGGCAAAUGCGGUGCGGGAGUUCUUGGAGGAAGCCCUGACGAGGGAACAUUUUCUUGGACUGAUUGAUUGGGUGGAAGCCCACCGUCCCAAACCAGCCUUAGCCAAAAUCUACGCCGGCGGCAACGGGCCGGCGGUGGUGGUGUCAUCAGGGCAGCAAUUUCCGGUGAGAAAGAUUGAUUUUGGAUGGGGAAAACCGGCGUUUGGAUCGUACCAUUUUCACUGGGGAGGAGAAGCCGGUUAUGUUAUGCCGAUGCCGAAUCCGAAAGGGAAUGGAGAUUGGAUAGUUUAUAUGCAUCUGCAAAAAUGGGAGGUGGAGUUGAUAGAGGCUCAUGCAUCGAAUGUAUUUAAGCCGGUGACCUCUGAAUAUCUUGGUUUGGUUUGAUUUGAUUUGUAUCAUAUGCUAGCUGAUUCUAGUUCUGAUAUCAUCUGUGAUGUCAAUUCAAACUCCCAUCCAUCUGUAAUUGACUGGAAAGGUUUGUUUAUAUGCACACCUAUAUAUAUAG